Messenger RNA from Capsella rubella, 971 nucleotides. Its product is annotated as nudix hydrolase 13, mitochondrial. The record is from RefSeq and is a predicted model, not a curated record. NCBI's taxonomy places the organism in Eukaryota, Viridiplantae, Streptophyta, Magnoliopsida, Brassicales, Brassicaceae. Bases 215 to 829 code for a protein of 204 amino acids. Gene Ontology annotation, molecular function: pyrophosphatase activity. The transcript has 6 exons. Gene Ontology annotation, cellular component: nucleus; cytoplasm.
UUUUCAUUCUUCUUCUUGGUUUUGUUUUCAGCUCUUGCUUCUUUACUUCUUGGUUAAAAGAUUACAAAAAAAUUUGAUUUUUUUUCUUUUACUCUGAACAAGAUGAUUCGCCAUGGAAGCUUCAAGCUCUGAUGAUGUUUACUUCUGAUACCAACCGAUAAAGACACGAUUUUUCUCAAAGCUUACGACCUGCAUUUUCUCUGUUUUAUCAAAAAUGUCGAAUCUUUCAGCAAGAACAGGACGAGACCAUCAACGUUAUGACAACAACUUCCGUCUUGUUUCUGGAUGUAUACCUUAUAGGAUGGUGAGAGAUGAAGAGGAGGAGGACUCAACAAGUGUUGACUUUGAAAACAAGCUUGAAGUUCUUAUGGUUUCAUCUCCUAAUCGUCACGAUCUUGUUUUCCCAAAGGGAGGAUGGGAAGAUGAUGAGACUGUUCUUGAAGCUGCUUCUCGUGAAGCCAUGGAAGAAGCAGGAGUUAAAGGAAUACUAAGAGAAGAUCCGUUAGGAGUUUGGGAAUUUAGAAGCAAGAGUAGCAGUAUGGAAGCUGAGUGCCGCUUAGCUGGUAGAUGCAAAGGUUAUAUGUUUGCGUUAGAGGUGAAGGAAGAGCUUGCGAUAUGGCCAGAGCAAGAAAACCGCGAGAGGAGAUGGUUGAAUGUUAAAGAAGCCUUGGAGCUGUGUCGGUAUGAGUGGAUGCAGAGCGCGCUUGAAGAGUUUCUACGAGUAAUGUCAGAAGAAGGAAGCACAAAGGAAGACUUUCUUGCCCUUUCCAGCAUUUCAAGUAGAGGAGAGCGUCAAAUCGAUCCUCAGUACUGCUCUGUAGUUAAUUAGUUUCGUUUCUCUAGGCUUAUCAACUUUCUCAAUUGUAAUAUAUUAUUGAAAGCUUCUUCUGUAAACAAAGUUAAACAUGAGAAGCAAACGACUUAAGACCCUGUGACUUGAAUAUGUUUCUCAACAGAGAUUAUAUUAAUUC